Molecule: messenger RNA, 294 nt
Organism: Python bivittatus (Burmese python)
Lineage: Eukaryota; Metazoa; Chordata; Lepidosauria; Squamata; Pythonidae
Source: RefSeq, a predicted model, not a curated record
AUGGGGCGUUGCACCUUCGUGCACCUGGGCCUGCUGCUUGUGGCUCUCCCCCUAAGUGCAACUGGAGCCCCAAACUCUUGUCCCUCCGGUUGGCUCACCUACAAGAAAUCUUGCUACCAGAUCUUCCUGAAAGCCAAGAACUGGACUGAGGCAGAGAAGUUCUGCAGGGCCCAGAAGACGGGCUGCCACCUGGCCUCCAUCCAUGCCCUGGUAGAUUCACUUCAUUUGGCCACGUAUAUCUCCGGGUUUCUCAGUGACAGAAACGUUUGGAUCGGACUGAAGGAUCCAAAGAAU